Molecule: messenger RNA, 648 nt
Organism: Lactuca saligna
Lineage: Eukaryota; Viridiplantae; Streptophyta; Magnoliopsida; Asterales; Asteraceae
Source: the annotation of a GenBank genome assembly
AUGCUCCUAGGCUGGGCUGGGGAAAAAGGAAGGACUGGACUGGUCGAAGUAAGCAACAAUGACAACCACCGACAAGGAAGGGUGGAGAAAGCGUACGGAGAUGAAGAAGAAGAAGAACAAGAAGAAGAAGAGGAUAAAAAGUGUACGUACCUAAGUUUUCUUGAGAUCAAAAGUGGUCUAAGACUAGCUUCGGCCCUCCAUAGUCUUCCAAAUUGUUGGUACUAUUCUGCCAUAGAUUCCGGGUGUGUGCUGAUCAACUUUAUUGUCUGCAAGGAAGAGGUUGCAAUCGUUUUCUACAAGGAGGAGGCUGCAGGUGAUCGUUUUCUGGCAACAGAUAAGGGGCAUAAACCCGAUACUCAUUUCAAUAAGACCGGGUGGGCAAAUUUACAGAAAGCCAUGCAAGAAGAAACAGGCAAAGUCUUUACUAAAAAACAAUUCAAAAAUAAAUGGGACAACUUGAAAAAAGAUUGGCAACUUUAUGACCGGUUAAUGAGACUUGAAACCGGAAUUGGUGGGACAAGAAGCUUAUUAGAUGCAACGCCUGAGUGGUGGGAGGAGAAAAUAAAGGUUGAUAAAGACUUUGCCAAAUUUAGGGGCACAUAUUUGUCUAUAUAUGAGACGUAUUACGCUCCUUUGUUUCGGGAUUAA